AGAAACCCUAGCCCCAGUGUUUUAGACUGUCAAGGGUACAAAUGGUGCGCCAGGAAGGGAGGGGGAAUAUUCUACAAGAGCUCCCAGCAGACUAAAUCCAGGAAAUAAUUUUGGCUUAUCACUGGGAAACCAGGGCUACAUGUAACAAGCACAAGGAGACAACAGAGAACUUGAAACCACCCCCAUCCAUUUUCUCCAAGCAGUCAGGAAGGAACUGUAGAGUACACAUCCUCAAAUGCGGAAGUCCAUAUUUCCACAUCGGCAAGAAACUUGAUGCGGCCCAGGUGUGAACACUCUAUUUACCUCCCUAGGCCAGAGAGGUCUGUUAAAGCCCCUGGGAGUUAUUAUGAAGUGAAUUGCAGAGAAAAUUCCAUAGCACAGCUGUAAAGACCUGGGCACAGUGAACAGCCAAGGGAAUUCAACAGAGCAUAUCACCUUACAGAAAUUAUGACUUUCCCAAAAUAAUUUCAAGCAGCCAUGUUGACAGUGAAGAAAGUCUAAGUUGUAAUGUGUGACCAACGUCAAAAAAGAGUCCUGCCUGGAAUAUAGCAUUUCCUGAACAAGACAGAACAGCUCUUCAGCAGCAAUCUAUGACUAUACCAUGAGAGUUAACACUGGCUAUAUACUAAAUCAAGACUAAAGCAUGAGGUUUGGAAAGAUUCUGAAAGUGAAGUUUUUGUUACAGUCAUCCUUGUGAGGUCCUGAUGGCUUUACGCAGUGACAUCAUCCGAUGGUUAACUCUGGGCAUCUUUGCCACAACAAUCCUAAUGCUGGGACAACUGGCUUGGGUUGUAAGAGACAAAGAUCCAAGGUACAGGAGUGUGAGAAAACCGGAGAAGAUUCUAAAUGAUCUAGUCUUAAGGGAGCACGCCACAGAUGAUAAAGACAAUGAAGACAAUGACAACAAGGUUCGAAAUGACAAUCAAAUCUCAUACAACGGCAAAAUAAAUGAGCCAUUUGGCUCGAGAUCAUGUAUACCUGAUCCAAAAAUGAUAUCAACCAUGCCAAGAAGGCCAUAUAAAAUAUUCAUCUAUGAUCUGCCGCGCAAGUUCAAUUACGACGUUUUGGAGUGCGUGAAAAAGGAUGACUGCUUUGAUUUGGACUACUGUGGCAUGGGACAGGAACUGUUCAGGGUAGGAAAUGUUUCUGUUCGGAACACGAACCAGUUCGCCUUGGAGGUCAUACUGCAUCAUCAGUUACUGUUCAGUCCAUAUCGUGUCUUGGAUCCCUCGGAAGCCGAUAUCUUCUACAUUCCUGCCUACACAGGGCUUUCCUGUUUUUGUCGUCGCCAAACAGGAACCACAAACACCAGAGUACUCAUAACGGAGCUAUUUCACUGGCUGAACCUACAGAAGCCCUACAGGAACGGCAAGUUGCACAUGUCUGCCUUAGCUAAAAUCGAAAGAGAGCAAGCCAGCGAUCGUUGCCCUCUACUCACAUUUCCACAAGCUCGAAACAUCGUAUAUGCAACAAUCGAGGAAGAAGCGGACAGAUCACAUAAACACUAUCUUAACCUUACCGGCCACAGCGUUGUUGUUGUUCCCUACCCUUCCUACGGUCAUAUUGUGUCCGGGUCAAGCCAACUGGACCUUUCAGAGCCUUUGUUGUCCAUUCCUCCACAAGACAGGAAAGUCUUCAUUCUGCUGGCAGCUGGUUCUAGGAAAUCAAACCCUUUCAGGGUGAAACUCAUGAGCCAAUUCGACCCCAAAUCCAGAACCAAGUCGUCCUAUGACAACUUUUUCUCACGCUCCGCCAACGAAGACACAGACAUGGUAUUUCUGUAUACUCAGGAAUGUCAAGAUGACCAUCAAUGGACGACCAUUCCGUGGAUGCAACACUCUGUGUUUUGUCUGCAGCCACCGGGAGAUUCUCCGACAAGGAAGUCUUUCUACGAUGCCAUAAUGGCCGGAUGUAUACCGGUCUUGUUCAAAGAUCACAAACAGGUCAACUAUCCUUUCCAGGAUGUACUGGAUUACAAAAAAUUCACAGUUACACUUUCUUAUUCAGAUAUAGACAGAAAGAGGCGCCUUGUACGAGAUUUACUGGAGAGAAUUCCACAAAAAGAGAUUCAGAGCAAGUUAAACGCGAUACAAAAAGUAGCCGCAAAACUGCAAUAUUCAUUACCUGUUGAAUCAAGUUCCCAGUUAAAAGGUGCUACACAACUGUUAAUGAAAGAAAUUGGCUACUAUUUUGCAACUUGGCAAUUACAUAAAAACAAUCCAGAGUUUUAUAACAAUGAUCAAAUGGAUUAAAGUGUUUUUCAGAUAAUUUAAUUCUCUUCCGAAUGUGAAUUCUGUUCAGCAUUCUGAGUUAUUAACAGGUAAGAAAACAAAAAAAAAUGAGAUGAAACACCAUUAACACUCUAGGAAAAUAAUUCAACUUGCAUUUAAAGAAUAUUUUCAACUGAGCAAA
Molecule: messenger RNA, 2412 nt
Organism: Liolophura sinensis
Lineage: Eukaryota; Metazoa; Mollusca; Polyplacophora; Chitonida; Chitonidae
Exons: 3
Coding region: 705-2252 (515 amino acids)
Molecular function (GO): glycosyltransferase activity
Source: RefSeq, a predicted model, not a curated record